Molecule: messenger RNA, 1556 nt
Organism: Lactuca sativa (garden lettuce)
Lineage: Eukaryota; Viridiplantae; Streptophyta; Magnoliopsida; Asterales; Asteraceae
Gene: SSI2
Product: Plant stearoyl-acyl-carrier-protein desaturase family protein
Biological process (GO): fatty acid biosynthetic process
Cellular component (GO): chloroplast stroma
Molecular function (GO): stearoyl-[ACP] desaturase activity
Source: RefSeq, a predicted model, not a curated record
ACUCUCUCUCUUUCUCACUUGUGUGGAGGAAAACAGAACUGAAAAACUGUGCGACUGCGAGAGCACACAGGAACACCAAAAAGGAGGAAGACGAAGGAAGAAGAAGAAAAAGAAGAUCAUCAAGAUGGCUCUUCGGAUCACUCCGGUGAACUUGCAAUCUGAAGGAUAUCGUUCUUUUGGCUUUCCUCAAACGGCUAAUCUCAGAUCUCCCAAAUUCGCCAUGGCUUCCACCCUCGGAUCCUCCACCCCGAAGAUUGAGACGAAAAAGCCCUUUACCCCACCAAGAGAGGUUCAUGUCCAAGUGACACACUCAAUGCCACCACAAAAGAUAGAAAUUUUCAAAUCCAUUGAAGGAUGGGCUGAGCAAAACAUACUAACUCACCUAAAACCAGUUGAAAAAUGCUGGCAAGCACAGGAUUUCCUACCAGAUCCUGCAUCUGAAGGAUUUGAAGAACAAGUGAAGGAACUUAGAGCAAGGGCAAGAGAAAUCCCUGAUGAAUACUUUGUUGUUCUUGUUGGAGAUAUGAUUACAGAAGAAGCUCUUCCUACUUACCAAACAAUGCUUAAUACUUUAGAUGGUGUUAGGGAUGAAACAGGGGCAAGUCUUACUCCUUGGGCUGUUUGGACUAGAGCUUGGACUGCUGAAGAGAAUAGACAUGGUGAUCUUCUUCAUACGUAUCUUUACCUUUCUGGAAGGGUCGAUAUGAGGCAGAUACAGAAAACUAUUCAAUAUCUUAUUGGCUCAGGAAUGGAUCCUCGUACCGAAAACAGUCCCUACCUCGGGUUCAUCUACACCUCUUUCCAAGAACGCGCGACCUUCGUCUCUCACGGCAACACUGCGCGCCACGCGAAAGAGCACGGCGACGUAAAACUCGCGCAAAUCUGCGGCACAAUCGCGUCCGACGAAAAACGACACGAGACCGCGUACACAAAAAUCGUGGAAAAGCUCUUCGAAAUCGACCCGGACGGCACUGUCCUCGCGUUCGCGGACAUGAUGCGCAAAAAAAUCUCAAUGCCGGCUCACCUAAUGUACGACGGUCAAGACGACAAUCUGUUUGACCAUUUCUCAGCUGUUGCACAAAGACUUGGGGUUUAUACUGCGAAAGAUUACGCGGAUAUUUUGGAGUUUUUAGUCGGGCGGUGGAAGGUGGCGGAUCUGAUGGGAUUAUCCGGCGAAGGGCGGAAGGCUCAGGAUUAUGUUUGUGGAUUGCCGCCAAGGAUCAGGCGGUUGGAGGAGAGAGCUCAGGGGAGGGCGAAGGAGGGGCCGAAGAUGAAGUUCAGUUGGAUUUUUGAUAGGGAAGUGAAGCUUUGAAAAAGAUGUGGUAUUUUUUUUUUUUUUUUUUUUUUUUUUGGGUUAUGUUUGGUUGUUGGAAUUUGUUAUGGGUAGAGGUGGUGGUUGUUAAGUUAAGUUAAGUUAAGUUAAAAGAACUUGUUAGUGUUUUGUUUGAUUUUGUGUUUUGUUGGAAUCUGAUAUGUGUUUUGUUCGUGAGUUUGAGUUUGCGUGUUUGUAAACUUAUGUGGUGGCUGUGGACAUAUUAUAGAACCUUUUAUGCCAA